This is a messenger RNA of Vitrella brassicaformis, 2158 nucleotides long. The record is from the annotation of a GenBank genome assembly. NCBI's taxonomy places the organism in Eukaryota, Vitrellaceae.
CCUCUCUUCACCAUUCUCCCCGACUCUCUCCCACCUAUUCUUACAGAUUGAACGCCCUGGCGCGCAGGGGUUGUUGGGGGCGAUCUUGGAAAGUCCUCGAACUUUGCGUCUUCCCCAGCCACUGCAGCAAUGGGCGCCCUCCUGUGUGCGGCACGGCCGCUGGACAAAGCCAUCACAGAGGCCUUCAAGUUUCCAGCAGGUCACACUUCCUGCAUUGAUUUGGGGAGUACAUUCAUUUGUCAUGCUGACAGUGCAGUGCGUGGCUUCUGUGUCAUGCGACUGAAUGAAUGCAGAGAAGAUUGAGCGCCACCAAGUCUUCACGCUGUGCCCUACACUCAAGGUGAGCUGCGGUGUGACGGCCUCGGUGCAUUGCAAUGAGAAUGCCCUUUGUGUUUGUCUUCCCUUGCCUGUGUGAAGGGCGACUUGUGGGAGCCGCCCAGGGAGGAACACGCGCCACAGCCCAACCUGGUGCAAAUGGAGCUUGAGCCAACGGUAGGCCGGCUAUGUGAGAAGGCCGCACCAGCCCAGUUGGGAUGUGUUGCAACUGUGCUGUGUGCAGCCCGAGCUGUACCCGGCAUACAUCAGCAGCAAACCUCUCCUCCUUGACGACCUUUCUGUAAGCCAUACUCCGGAGUCCCAUCCACAAUAAUAUAUGUCAUUGAGCUCCUUUGUGCCAUUCAGCAAUACAACGAGGUGCUGCUGGUCAACCCCAAUCGGCGAAGGGGAGCUUUGCGGCCGAGCAGCAAUGUCGUCAAGCGCUUCAUUGCCGUGCGGCUGCAGAAGGGCAAGAGCAGCGAAUUCGGCAACCGGGUCUUCGUGCUGUCGACGCUUGUGAGCAAGAGAUUCGCCGACAAAACUGCAGGCACGUGACACAGACGGCUGAAAUCCACUUUUCGGCUCCCUUAUGCGUGUCGGAAUGAGCUGCAUCUCUCUCUCUCUCUCUCCAUCUCUCUCUCUCUGUCCCUCAGGUGACGACUGCUUUGCCAUUCAGACCGUCAAGGUGGGCUACUGAGACACACACGCGAUGCGACAGGGGAGGGAAGGAGCCAUUUAUUUGCUGUGUGUCGUUGUCGAUUCCAUCUGGCCCUCCACAGACCUGUCAGACGUAUGCUGUGAUGGUUGCGGACGAUUCCGUCGACUCUUUCAACCGCGUCAAGGAGCUAUGGUACACAGCGUGGGAAGAUUGAGUACAACUCUUAAAUCUGUCCUUUUAUGGUCUCCUUGGUUGUGUGUCAGGGCGUGCCAGGACGGCUCCAUCAUGCGACGGAUGACCAUGAAAUAUCACUCAGGUCCGCGGAGCACCUGCAGCGACAAGACGCACAGCCUCUCCUACUGAUAACUUCCCCGCCGUAUACAUCUGUGUGUCCGCGCAGAGAAGACCAUCCCUUUGAUCAAGAUGAGAUCCGGAUCGGUGUCCGACCCACCGGAGAGCAGAACACCAUCAAGGACGCACAGCAGAAGGUCGGGCAGGCCACACACAGACAGGGAGGGAGGGAGGGAGAGAGGGACACACAUGCGUCGUGAACUGGUGUCUCUCGCCCAUACUCACAGGUUCUCCAAGCUGAUGGUCAACGAGCUGGGUCUCCCAGAAGGCCCAUCACCAGCGAAAGCCAAAGAAGUACGUCGGACACACACUCACACACGAAUGGAUGGACGGAUGGAUGGAUGGAUGUGGCUGCAGGCGUGGACGAGUCCCAUGAUAGGCAACAGCCCCGCACCAUUCGGCAGCGCCCCGUCGGACGCGAGAAAGAAGCGGCAGCCAAGGAAGCGCCACACAGUCAUAGUUGAAAUGAAGCACAGCGACGCCUCACCGGGCAGCGACUCUGAGACGCCUCGAGGCAUCACAAGCGCCCGCAAGAGCGUGCCUACGGUGUUGGAGACGAUCAGGGAGCCCAAAGAUGUGGAUAAUUCCCACUCGGUCAAGAUGGCGCGGCGGCGGCUUUCGACUAUCGCUGUGGCCAUGGAGUGACUCUGCAUGAAUAUGGCUGUGCUGUGCGUGCGUCGGGGGACGGGGGGGGGGGGGGGGGGGGGGGGGAGGAUGGGCUAUUUUUCGUCGACUGAUCGGUGCAGGACCGACAGUGUCACGUGUGUGUGUGUAUGUGUGUGUGUGUGUGUGUGUAUGUGGCGAACGUUGCUGCAUUGUAUAUUGCUCGGCAUU